AUGAUUGGUAGGGUAGGGCAUAUAGAGAUGAUCAGUUGGUUGCUAUGGUGGUGUUUAUUGUUAUCAAGCGCAAUAGUCUUCUUGGCUGAUCAUGGAGGCAGCAGUGUUACGUACGAUUCAAGAUCUUUGCUCAUCAAUGGGAAACAUAAAAUCCUAUUCUCUGGUUCAAUUCACUAUCCUCGUAGCACUCCUCAGAUGUGGCCAUCUUUAAUAUCAAAGGCCAGAGCAGGAGGUUUAGAUGCCAUUGACACUUACGUAUUUUGGAAUCUUCAUGAACCCCAGCAAGGACAGUAUGAUUUCAGUGGAAGAAAGGAUUUGGUGAGGUUCAUUAAAGAAGUUCAAGAUCAAGGACUAUAUGUUUGCCUUAGGAUUGGACCCUUCAUCGAAAGUGAAUGGACUUAUGGAGGCUUACCAUUUUGGCUACAUGAUGUACCGGGAAUCGUUUUUCGUUCUGAUAAUAAGCCAUUCAAGUAUCAUAUGCUAAGGUAUGCAAAAAAGAUAGUGAAAAUGUUGAAAGCAGAGAAGUUAUACGCUUCACAAGGAGGGCCAAUUAUACUCUCACAGAUUGAAAAUGAAUAUAAAAAUGUAGAAGCAGCAUUCCGUGAAAAAGGGCCACCUUAUGUUAGGUGGGCAGCAAAAAUGGCCGUGGGGCUUCAUACUGGUGUUCCCUGGGUAAUGUGUAAGCAAGAUGACGCUCCUGACCCAGUGAUAAAUGCGUGCAACGGACUGCGAUGUGGAGAAACAUUUGCAGGACCAAAUUCACCAAAUAAGCCAGCUAUAUGGACAGAGAACUGGACAAGUGUCUAUCAAGCAUAUGGUAAAAAAACCAGAUUGAGAUCUGCUGAAGACAUAGCAUUUCAUGUUGCACUAUUCAUUGCAAAGGGAGGAAGCUUUGUGAAUUACUACAUGUAUCAUGGAGGAACCAAUUUCGGAAGAACAGCUGCUGAAUAUGUACCGACAAGUUAUUAUGAUCAAGCCCCUCUCGAUGAGUAUGGUUUGUUGAGGCAACCAAAGUAUGGUCAUCUGAAGGAAUUACAUGCUGCAGUAAAGCUAUGCAGGAAGCCUCUCCUUUCUGGAAAAUGGACAAAUUUCUCUCUGGGCCAUCUACAAGAAGCCUUUGUAUUCGAAAGACAUUCAGAGGAAUGCGCUGCAUUUCUUGUAAACAAUGACGGGAGAAGGAAUGCCAAGGUCAAUUUUAAAAAGAAGUCAUAUAAAUUGCCUCCAAAGUCAAUUAGCAUCCUACCGGACUGCAAAACUGCUGCCUUCAACACUGCACAGGUAAGCACACAAUAUGGUACAAGAUUGGCUAAAACAAGGCAAAAUUUUGAUUCAAUUGAACAAUGGAAAGAAUAUAAAGAAGAUAUUCCCAGUUUUGAUAAAACUUCAUUGAGAGCAAACAUGCUAUUGGAGCAGAUGAAUACAACCAAAGAUUCAUCUGAUUAUCUUUGGUACACUUUCAGGUUUCAACAGAAUUCCUCUAAUGCUCAUUCUCUACUUACGGUGAACUCCCUUGCACACAAUUUGCAUGCAUUUGUCAAUGGAGAAUUUAUAGGAUCUGCCCAUGGAAGUCAUGACAAUAAAAGUUUCACCCUGCAGAAGAGACUUCCUCUAAAACAUGGAACCAAUUAUGUUUCCUUGCUCAGUGUGAUGACUGGAUUGCCGGAUGGGGGAGCAUAUCUUGAAAGAAGAGUUGCUGGACUACGUAGCGUGACAAUGCAGUUCAAACAUGAACUCCAUGAUUUCACUACUUAUUUAUCAGGAUAUAAGGUUGGGUUGUUAGGUGAGAAUAUACAGCUUCAUAGAAACCAUGGAGGUGCUAAGGCUUACUGGAGUCGGUAUACAACCUCACGUCAGCCCCUCACAUGGUACAAGACAAUUUUCGAUGCACCUCUAGGAGAUGAUCCUGUUGCAUUGAACCUUAGUUCCAUGGGCAAGGGUGAAGCUUGGGUUAACGGCCAAAGCAUUGGCAGAUAUUGGGUCUCAUUUCUUGACCCAAAUGGGAAUCCCUAUCAGACAUGGUACCAUAUACCUCGAUCAUUCCUCAAACCUUCAGGGAACCUAUUAGUUCUACUGGAAGAAGAAAAAGGAAACCCUCUUGGAAUUUCCAUAGGCACCAUGUCGAUCACGAAAGUAUGUGGUCUUGUGUCCAAUUACCAUCUACCACCAGUGAGUUCAUGGCAAGGUAAAAACCAAAUUAAUGGGAACAGCAAAACGAAAUAUGGUAGGAGGCCUAAAGUUCAGCUUCGUUGUCCCCGCGGAAGGACCAUUUCCAGCGUUCUCUUCUCAAGCUUUGGAAAUCCUUCUGGUGAUUGUGAAACUUAUGCCAUUGGAAGUUGCCAUUCAUCUAAUUCUCGAGCCAUUGUAGAGAAGGCUUGUCUAGGUAAGGAAAUAUGUUCCAUUCCGGUGUCAAGCAAGAACUUCCAUGGUGAUCCAUGUCCAGGAAUUGCAAAAUCUUUGUUGGUUGAUGCUAAGUGCACAUAA
Dovyalis caffra is the source of this 2481-nucleotide messenger RNA. Lineage: Eukaryota; Viridiplantae; Streptophyta; Magnoliopsida; Malpighiales; Salicaceae. The record is from the annotation of a GenBank genome assembly.